Molecule: messenger RNA, 2224 nt
Organism: Galleria mellonella (greater wax moth)
Lineage: Eukaryota; Metazoa; Arthropoda; Insecta; Lepidoptera; Pyralidae
Product: fatty acyl-CoA reductase wat-like
Exons: 11
Coding region: 601-2181 (526 amino acids)
Biological process (GO): long-chain fatty-acyl-CoA metabolic process
Cellular component (GO): peroxisome
Molecular function (GO): alcohol-forming very long-chain fatty acyl-CoA reductase (NADP+) activity
Source: RefSeq, a predicted model, not a curated record
GUAAGAUUGGAUGAAUGGAUGUUUUUAUUCUUUUACAUGAAAAUUACCGAAUGAGUUUGAAUAAAAUUUGGUACACGGGUAAGUUAUAUCCUAACUUAGCACAUACGAAUAGAAUACUUAAUGUACUUAUUGAAUGACACGGGCGAAACUGUAGUAUAUAGCUAUUAUCAAUAGAACAUAAAUAAUCCUUACGUUUGAUAGAAUAAAGAGAUUUUACUUGCCAAAAAGAAAUAAUGAGUAUAAGAACGAACUAUAGUUGCAUUAUUACCUUGCAUUAUUAUUUAAAAGUUAAGAAUGAUGAAGACAAUUAUUUUUGGUAUUUUGAGUAGGUAUAUAAGAGCUCGCGGGAGAAAUUUCCUGCAGUUGACGAUACGCGUGCAAGCCAGUUCCGAAUUGUUCUGGCGUCAUCUGCCAAUUAAUUCUGGCGAAGAGUGGCGAAAAAGUUUUUUAUAUUAUAUAAUUUUUUUGUACCAUUAUUGUGGAUUGGACACACAGAUUAGGCACUUUGUGAUCAGAGAUAUUGGAUUAUAUAGUAAUUUAUUUGAGUUUGUGAUACAGCUGCAAUUUUUUCACAUCCUGCUAUAAUAAACGAAUAGAACCAUGGAUCCAGCUGUUGCGAUAGAGCAAGCAGCACUGAAAAAACAUAAGGCAAUGAACGAAGCUCUGGAGCGGGGAGAUUCUGAGAUACAACAGUUUUACGAAGGGUGCGUAGUGCUCGUCACAGGUGGCUCCGGAUUUCUGGGGAAGCAUCUUAUAGAGAAAUUACUCAGAUCGUGUGACAUUAAAAAAAUUUAUUUAUUGAUGCGAGCAAAAAGGAAUAAAUCUGUAAAUUCACGUCUACAUGAGAUUCUGCAGGAUCCGGUAUUUGAUAAUCUUCGACAGAAAAGAUCGAAUUUCGAAAACCCUUUAGUACCUUUAAUUGGAGACGUAAAUACACUUGGCCUUGGACUUGAUAAUGACGAUAGAAGAAAAAUUACAAAGGAAGUAGAAAUUAUAUUUCACGCAGCUGCCACAACAAGAUUUGAUGAAACAUUGAGAAAUGCAACAAUUACUAAUGUAAGGGGAACAAGAGAGAUUCUGGCUCUCGCUAAAAAUUGUAAGAAACUCAGAUCCUUCGUCUACAUAUCCACUGCAUACGGUUUUGCAACAAAGGACAACGUAAAAACUUGUAUUUUAGAGCAGUUCUACCCAAGCCCUAUAGAACCCGACACGUUGAUAAAUAUUGCUGAAAAUUUCAAUAACAAAGCAUUAGAAGAUGUGGCCUUAAGACUAACAAAGCAGUGGCCAAAUACUUAUACAUUUACAAAAAUCGUAACUGAAGAACUGAUUCGGCUCACCAAAGAGGACUUACCAAUCUGCAUUGUUAGGCCAACAAUUGUGAUAGGGUCAUACAGCGAACCCUCACCGGGAUGGUUGGACAAGAGUAACGUAUUUGGAGCUAGUGGGAUUCUUCUUGGUCUUGGGUUAGGCAUCAUCCACGUGGUCUUAGCUGAUCGUGAUAUCAAGAUUGACUUGAUACCAGUAGAUAUGGUAACAAAUUCUAUUAUUGCUGCUGGAUGGAAGACGUCUACAAGAUGGUUAUCAGGUUGUAAAGAUACAAAGAUAUACACCGUCAGUAAUUCCAGAAAUCCUUGCCUUUGGGGUAUUUUAAAUUCCUACAUGAAAACCGAUCUUAGAAGUAUAAUUUCACCAAGAGCGGUCUGGUAUUGCACGGCAAUUGAAACGAAGUAUCUUCAAGUGGCAUACCUACUCACUUGGCUGUUUCAUUUUAUACCAGCAUACUUUGUAGAUGGAGUACUUUCUAUAAUCGGCAAAGAACCAAUAUUAAACAAAGUGUACAAUAAAGCAUGGAAAAUCACUUCAGUUUUAUCCCAUUUCACCACAAACGAGUGGAUUUUCACCGAUAAAAACACCAUGGAGUUGUAUCAAAGUUUAUGUAAAACUGAUCAAGACAUUUUCGCUUUUGACUCUAAAGUUAUUAAUUGGAAAGAGAUGCUGUUAAUAUGGGGUGUAGGAUUAAGAAAAUAUAUCUUAAGAGACGGCCUUAAAGAUACAAAUGCCAGUAUGAAAAAGCAAUUUUGGUUAAAAAUGCUUAAUUAUAUUGUACUAGCAGUUUACAUAUUUAUUUGGUGGUAUAUUUUUGUAUUUGUAUACUGGAUUUUAAAAUUUGAUUUUAAUUAGAACUUAUAUUUUUAAUUCGAUGUUAUUGGGACCUGAUAUAAAU